This is a messenger RNA of Condylura cristata (star-nosed mole), 6702 nucleotides long. RefSeq names its product signal peptide, CUB domain, EGF-like 3 (gene SCUBE3). The transcript has 22 exons. The record is from RefSeq and is a predicted model, not a curated record. Gene Ontology annotation, cellular component: cell surface. Gene Ontology annotation, biological process: signal transduction. NCBI's taxonomy places the organism in Eukaryota, Metazoa, Chordata, Mammalia, Eulipotyphla, Talpidae. Gene Ontology annotation, molecular function: calcium ion binding. Bases 5 to 2986 code for a protein of 993 amino acids.
AACCAUGGGCUCGGGGCGCGUGCCCGGGCUCUGCCUGCUCGUCCUGCUGGUCCACGCUCGCGCCGCCCAGCACAGCAAAGCCGCGCAAGAUGUGGACGAGUGUGUGGAGGGGACUGACAGCUGCCACAUCGAUGCCAUCUGCCAGAACACCCCGCGCUCAUACAAAUGCAUCUGCAAGUCUGGCUACACGGGGGAUGGUAAACACUGCAAAGACGUGGAUGAGUGUGAGCGAGAGGAUAAUGCAGGCUGUGUGCACGACUGUGUCAACAUCCCUGGCAAUUACCGGUGUACCUGCUAUGACGGAUUCCACCUGGCACAUGACGGACACAACUGUCUGGAUGUGGAUGAGUGUGCCGAGGGCAAUGGGGGCUGUCAGCAGAGCUGUGUCAACAUGAUGGGAAGCUAUGAGUGCCACUGCCGGGAAGGCUUCUUCCUCAGCGACAACCAGCACACCUGCAUCCAGCGGCCAGAAGAAGGAAUGAAUUGCAUGAACAAGAACCACGGCUGUGCUCACAUUUGCCGGGAGACGCCCAAAGGGGGGAUUGCUUGUGAAUGCCGCCCUGGCUUUGAGCUCACCAAGAACCAACGGGACUGUAAAUUGACGUGCAACUAUGGCAACGGCGGCUGCCAGCACACCUGUGACGACACAGAGCAGGGGCCCCGGUGCGGCUGCCACGUCAAGUUUGUGCUCCACACCGACGGAAAGACGUGCAUCGAGACCUGUGCUGUCAACAACGGGGGCUGUGACAGUAAGUGCCACGAUGCAGCGACCGGCGUCCACUGCAGCUGCCCUGUGGGCUUCAUGCUCCAGCCCGACAGGAAGACCUGCAAAGAUAUAGACGAAUGUCGCUUGAACAAUGGGGGCUGUGACCAUAUUUGCCGAAACACAGUGGGCAGCUUCGAAUGCAGCUGCAAGAAGGGCUAUAAGCUUCUCAUCAAUGAGAGGAACUGCCAGGAUAUAGAUGAGUGUUCCUUUGAUCGAACCUGUGACCACAUAUGUGUCAACACGCCAGGAAGCUUCCAGUGCCUUUGCCAUCAUGGCUACCUGCUGUAUGGUGUCACCCACUGUGGGGACGUGGAUGAGUGCAGCAUCAACCGUGGUGGCUGCCGUUUUGGCUGCAUCAACACUCCGGGCAGCUACCAGUGUACGUGCCCAGCAGGCCAGGGCCGGCUGCACUGGAACGGCAAGGAUUGCACAGAGCCCAUGAAGUGCCAGAGCAGUCCUGGUGCCUCAAAAGCUAUGCUCAGCUGCAAUCGGUCUGGCAAGAAGGACACCUGUGCCCUGAACUGCCCGUCCCGAGCCCGCUUCCUGCCAGAGUCUGAGAAUGGCUUCACGGUGAGCUGUGGCACUCCCAGCCCCAAGGCCUCUCCAGCCAGAGCUGGCCAUAGCGGAAACAGCACGAACUCCAACCACUGCCAUGAGGCUGCAGUGCUGCCGGUUAAACAGCGGGCCUCGUUCAAGAUCAAGGAUGCCAAGUGCCGUUUACACCUGAGAAACAAAGGCAAAAUGGAGGAAGCCAGCAGAAUCCUGGGGCCAGGUGGUGCCCCCUGCUCUGACUGCCAGGUCACCUUCAUCCACCUCAAGUGUGACUCCUCUCGGAAGGGCAAGGGCCGGAGGGCCCGGACCCCUCCAGGCAAGGAAGUCACUCGGCUCACGUUGGAACUGGAGGCAGAGGUCAGAGCGGAAGAAACCACAGCGGGCUGUGGACUGACCUGCCUUCGUCAGCGGAUGGAAAGGCGGCUGAAAGGGUCCCUGAAGAUGCUCAGAAAAUCCAUCAACCAGGACCGCUUCCUGCUGCGCCUGGCAGGCCUUGAUUACGAGCUGGCUCACAAGCCAGGCCUGGUAGCUGGGGAGCGACCCGAGCUGGUGGAGGCCUGCAGGCCCGGACAGCACCGAUCUGGGGUCAAGUGUGUCAGCUGCCCGCAGGGAACGUAUUACCACGGCCAGACGGAGCAGUGUGUGCCAUGCCCAGCGGGCACCUUCCAGGAGAGAGAAGGGCAGCUCUCCUGCGACCCUUGCCCUGGGAGUGAUGCCCACGGGCCUCUUGGAGCCACCAACGUCACCACGUGUGCAGGUCAGUGCUCACCUGGCCAAUACUCAAUAGAUGGCUUCAAGCCCUGCCAGCCCUGCCCACGCGGCACCUACCAACCUGAAGCAGGGCGGACCCUGUGCUUCCCGUGCGGUGGAGGCCUCACCACCAAGCACGAAGGGGCUGUGUCCUUCCAAGACUGUGACACCAAAGUCCAGUGCUCUCCUGGGCACUACUACAACACCAGCAUUCAUCGCUGUAUCCGCUGCGCCAUGGGCUCCUAUCAGCCCGACUUCCGUCAGAACUUCUGCACCCGCUGUCCAGGAAACACCAGCACUGACUUCGACGGAUCCACCAGUGUGGCCCAGUGCAAGAAUCGCCAGUGUGGUGGGGAGCUGGGUGAGUUCACUGGCUAUAUCGAGUCCCCCAACUACCCAGGCAACUACCCAGCCGGUGUGGAGUGCGUCUGGAACAUCAACCCCCCACCCAAGCGCAAGAUCCUUAUCGUGGUACCCGAGAUCUUCCUGCCAUCAGAGGACGAGUGUGGGGAUGUCCUCGUCAUGAGAAAGAACUCCUCCCCAUCCUCCAUUACCACCUAUGAGACCUGCCAGACCUACGAGCGCCCAAUCGCCUUCACGGCUCGUUCCAGGAAGCUCUGGAUCAAUUUCAAGACAAGUGAGGCCAACAGUGCCCGUGGCUUCCAGAUCCCCUAUGUUACCUAUGAUGAGGACUACGAGCAGCUGGUAGAAGACAUUGUGCGGGAUGGCCGGCUCUACGCAUCUGAAAACCACCAGGAGAUUUUAAAGGACAAGAAGCUUAUCAAGGCCUUCUUUGAGGUGCUGGCCCACCCCCAGAACUACUUCAAGUACACAGAGAAGCACAAGGAGAUGCUGCCGAAAUCCUUCAUCAAGCUGCUCCGUUCUAAAGUUUCCAGCUUCUUGAGGCCCUAUAAAUAGUGCCCCUAUAACCAAGACCCUGGACUCCUUAGCCCUCAGAGCCAGCAGCCCCCACCCUCGGAUAAGGAACCCUCUCUUCUCUUUUCAGAGAAAAAAAAAUCACUAUAUAGACCAGGUACUCUUCCUUUCUGUCUCUCAGCUUCCUUCCCUGUCUGUCUCUGCCUUGCUUCCUGCCCCCACCCCCACUUUAGUGUUUUUCCUUUUCUUACAUGCUCCCUGGAAAAGCCAUUCAGUGCUGGCUCUCUUCCACCGAAGGGGUGAAGAAACACCCCUCCCCAACCACACUGCCCAUUUUACUAGCUCACAUCUCAGGCGCCGUCAGCUUGGAAGGCCCCAAAGCAAUUAAGUCUACUGGAGAAUGGGGAGUGGGGAGCAGGGCUGCUGCCAUUAUAGGGUGUGCCUUGCUAGUCAGGAGGCAAACUGUUGUCCCUGGCUGUGCCCCCCCAGGGUGAUUCUAACAGCCCAGAGUUCUGCCAAAGGAGCCUUUGAUUUACAGGCUUCUGUAAAUACAGGACUGCUGGUCCUCUGGGCACAGGGACAGAGCCCUGGAGCCCGCACAGCCAGCUUCCGCAUCUGUACAGCUCCUCUCUUUCCCCUACACAUCUGCCCAUGAAGGCUUACAGAGGGCCCCCACACGGGGCUAGCGGACACCGGGCUGAAUGAGGAAGAGCAGUAGGCUUUACCACGGCGAAAGCACCACGGUGGCUCCCCAAGAGAAAGACUGCAGGACAGAAACCAGGUUUUAAAGCAUCGACAAAAAAGGAAAACAGAAGAAAGAAAAUGUAUCAUCUGAAGGACUAUCGUACAGAAUAAUUGGAAGCCAACCUCAAACACUAGUCCCAUUUCUUGUCUUCCCGGGCCCAGCCACCCCCUCACUCCCACCUGAGUGCUCCCUGGGGGAGCCCCACUCCCCGAGCUAAGAGUGUUGUCCUUAAAGAAACAUCGCUGCCAACCAGAAGCCAGUCUGGGCCUCACCCCAGAGUGGAAAGGCAUUUCCCUUGUAGCCCCAGAUGGCCUGUGGGCUCCACCAAAGAGGACCCACUCUGCAGCCAGCCUGGAGCCGACUACCUCUGGCCUCGGGCUCUGGGCAGCAAGAGGAAUGUGUGUGCACUUGGCAAGCCUCUGCCUUCCCUGUCCACAUCUAAUAAGUGCAAUCAUUUUGAGUCUUUCUAUGUUGUCUAGAGGGAGGGGUUUUGUUUUUUGUUUUUGUUUCUUUUUCCUAUAUUAGACCAACCCUAUUUAUAGCUGCCCAAGAGAGAAGAGUGUAUGUUUGUAGUGGAAGAAAAAAGGUUUUGAAUCUCAUGAACCCUGAGUGCUGGAGCAUCUAAUCUAUUUCUAUUCCUCCACCAGUACUCAGCCAGCCCUCUAGAGCCUGAGGUAACCCAGGGCUAAGGCUCAAAGGCACCUGGUGUGUAGGACGGUAAUUCUAGGACUUGAUGGAGCAGGACGGAGAGGCACCUGCGUUUGCUAAACCAAUUCUGCCAUCCCUGUGCCUCUCUGCGGAUUCAGCGUGGACCUUGUGAUUGCUGAGGCCAGUGGAACCGGCCAGUGAUUCUCCACCCCAAGUAGGGAAAAUUUCCAUCUCUCCCUGCCUUCAUCCUGGUUUUCCUGGUAUGUACACAGAAGACAACCAAGACAAACCUCCUGGCAACGGCUGAUUCAGGGCCCAGAGGUCAGAGACAACGCAGUGGGAGCCAAGAAUAGGACUGCUAGUCAGACGUGAAGUUGUUUGCCUGACCCUGUCCACUCUGCCUAUUCCUACCUGUCUGCCACUCCUGAGGAGUUGACUUUAAGCCUAGCUCCUCAACUACUGCUUUUCCAAGGAAGAAGAAGACUCAAGUCCAGGCCCAAGCCCAGAUCCUACACAUAGGCCAGCAUCAGUCCAACUGCUGCCUUUAAAAUUUUCUUUUGCUCCUAGUUUCUCUAAAACUGUGGCCCUAUUCGAUCAAAGGUGACCAAUUGACUCCUGGGGUUCACUUCUAAAUGACUUUGACUGGCUGCUGCUUCCCCAGGAGACAACACUGUUUAAAGGAGCCUGACCCCCCCCCCUUCUUCCUGUCCCUGCUCCUAUAAUCAGGAGCAUUCACCAACUAAAACGGCCUCAGGAGAUAGGUAGCCCCGUCACAGCUAGAUCCCCUAACCUCCAACAGCUCACACCUUGGCCCUUAGGCUUGCAAGCAGAGAAAUGGUCAUUUAAUAAGUGUCCACAAUUCCCAUUGAAAACUGCUUUAAUCCAUUCUGACCACCCUUAUGCACCACAAGGAGCGAGAAUAACUGACUCCCCUCCCCCUAUAUUUUGUAUCUUUCUUGGAAAGUCAGUCAGAGUGCUUCCCAAAUUAUGCCUUCGGAUUCUGGUCUUGCUCGCUUCCCUUUCCUGUCACCCCAUAGGUACACACAAACACUUCCUCCAACCAUUUAUUCCAUGGUACCUGAGACCUGCAAAUGAUUUCCACAGUAUGGAAAGUAUAGACCACUAGGCUUCUUAACUGAUGUCAAGAAAAUCUUUGUGAGCAGGUGAAGACCCGCUAAUGUCCACCAAGUUUAAUUUCAUCCAAGUUGGGGGUUAAAAAAUUAGGCAAAGCUGCUGCUGAACCUCUGGAGGAAACCAGCCCUGGGGCACCAAAUCAGGGCUAAAAUGGACCAGAUGAGGAGUCAACACUCAGGGACUCUAGGCCUUUACAGGUCAAAGAGAAAAACCAGCCCAGAGGCCUCUGCAGGGCGGGGUGCUUGUAAGGCCACAAUACUGUGAGGCCUCAUUUAUCUUAGUUCAAAACCCACCCUGAUCAGCAUCUGGGAAAGGGCUCUGAGCCUAAGUGAUGCAUAUCAGAAAGGCCUGUAUCCUCAGCAACGUGGCCAUCCCUCCUCUCCUUCUGUAUUAUUAGGCCAGACCCAUCCUAUCAACCUGAGAGAAUUCUGAGCUGGGAAAAACUAACCAGAGCCUGAACUUGAGCUGCCCUGCUCCAGCCUACAAAUCUUCGAAGGCUGAUACUGAGCUGUGACAGCUCUCUGACUUUCCCAGGAUUUGGUUAACGUGAGGUCGUAGAGGCUUAGAUUUCUUGCUGAAAGCUCAGUAACACAGCCUGGUCUUUGGCCCCAGUGAAACGUUUAUAUUUGCGAAGUGUUCUCCAUGACAUAUGUUUGAGGUGACUUUGGAGUGGAUUAGAAGGUCAGAGCGAAAAAUGAAAGAAGAUGUUACAGAGCAUUCAAACUUUUGUAUUUGCUGCUUUACCUCAAUAUAAUAGGCGCAAGCGAGGGGAAAACUCUGACCAUGAGCAGAACAUGUUAACUGCUUGGUUGCUUUAAGCACAGGAAGAGAAAAGUGGAAGCGAGGAUCUCUUUAAAUUUGACUUGUCUCUAAGGUAGCACACCCUGUGCUUGGGUCAUUAUUUGGAAUAGGAACCCUUUAAGAAAAGAUAAGAUUAGAGGGACUAGAACCCCCAAUUCUGUUAUCAGCUUAUCUAGACAACACAUUGUAGCAGUUUGGACAAAUUGAAAACUUUAUGUGAGUUGAACUGAAGUUUCAGAGAAUAAUCAUUUACCAUGUGGGAGGCUUUUUUUUUUAAUUCAAAAGAAAUCGCAAAAUAUUGUAUUUAUAUCUGCCUUCCACUACUGUAUAGUAAGCAUUUCCUAUACAAUCAACAAUAAACAGUAAAUAAUGCAGUUCAUAGAGUAUUUUGCACUUGGGGAAAAAAAUGUAUCUGAAUUUGUAAAAAGAA